Ostrea edulis (European flat oyster) is the source of this 1323-nucleotide messenger RNA. RefSeq lists its product as uncharacterized. The record is from RefSeq and is a predicted model, not a curated record. NCBI's taxonomy places the organism in Eukaryota, Metazoa, Mollusca, Bivalvia, Ostreida, Ostreidae. Bases 360 to 920 code for a protein of 186 amino acids. The transcript has 3 exons.
UUUUUUUUUUUUUUUUUUUUUAUUGGUGUAAUUUCUUUAGACUGAAAAGUUUUUUUUCCGCACAGCAGGUUUUUGAGAUUACAUAACUCAUACAUGUUAAAAUUUAAAAUUGCACAAUCAUUACUCAUUUAGUGGAUUUUUGACAACUUGAAAAUUUAGUCAUUUGUCCUGCUUAUUGCGUUUUUAAUCACUUGGCAGAUAAUAAAUUUGUUUGUAUUAAAAUAAUUUUGAAUAAAUUAUGAAUGUUUAAAGACAGUUUUUUUAAAAAAAUAUAAAGACGUUUGAUAAAUUGAUGACACAGUGUUGUACAAUCUUAUAGUAUAUAUCAUGACAAUAACAAUGGUGUUUUUUUGUGUAUUAUGUUUUUCUUUAUUAUUUACAGCGAUAUUACAAAAUCGGCUGACUCCUUUGAUGAGUUUGAAGCCCUGUGGGUGCAGAUGGGGGAAGAACUAGAAAAAGAGGCUUCUUCUCAACCACAAGUCGUCACAGUGACACCAAACACUUCAUUCGGGGCGUCAUUUAACAGUUCCUGUACAUCAGACAAACUGAUCUCAUUGGAACCGUCGUCCCCCAAGUACUCCCCAGCCAUUGAUGAAAACUGGCCACCGGCCUUGAAUCAGGAUGGAAACUGGUUACCGGCUCCUGUGAUUGACCAGGAAACUGGAGAAAAGUCUUUCAGCGAUGUAGAGGACUCGAUUCUAACCACGUUCAGACGGAAAAAUCCUAAAAAGUUUAAAGCGCUGGAGAAGAAGAUGAGGACACCUCUUAAAGAAAAUGUUCAAGAACAAUUCAACCUCUUACGAAACAUACAUAGGAGGAUAGCGGAGGACAUUGAGCAAAGUUCCAUCAUAAUAAAUUACUUGGAAGAUAAGUGUUCCACAGAACCCGCCAAAAAACGUGCAAAGUUAACUACUUUGUAACUGGUGUCUUUAAAAUUUCAACCUCUUUUGAAACAUGUACACAUGAGGAUAUCGGAGGACAUUGAGCAAAGCUCCAUCAUAAUAAAUUACUUGGAAGAUAAGUGUUCCACAGAACGUGCAAAGUCAGAAACUUUAUAACCGGUGUCUUUAAAAUGGGUAAAGUGUUUCAAGUUAUUAAAUUCAAUAGGUGAGAUUUGUAAAUAAUAUUUACCUCUAGAAGAUGUCUGUUACCGUACGAGAUUUGACUGUGAAUAAAAUUUGAAAACUUAACUCUGUUAUAUAGUUUCUGAAAUAAUGUUAUGUCAUUCAGGUUAAAAAAAAGACUCCCUACAAAUGUUUGCCUAAAAGUUGCAAUGUCACUUUACCAAGAGUUAACGAUGGCAUUUCUCUAAAUGUUGCUAUG